Molecule: messenger RNA, 2487 nt
Organism: Lolium rigidum
Lineage: Eukaryota; Viridiplantae; Streptophyta; Magnoliopsida; Poales; Poaceae
Product: phospholipase D beta 1-like
Exons: 10
Coding region: 1-2487 (828 amino acids)
Biological process (GO): phospholipid catabolic process; phosphatidylcholine metabolic process
Cellular component (GO): plasma membrane
Molecular function (GO): D-type glycerophospholipase activity; calcium ion binding
Source: RefSeq, a predicted model, not a curated record
AUGUCGCCGGACGAGGACGACGGCAGGACGGAGUUGCCGUCGGAGGCGUCGCUGCGGGCGGUGCUGCUACACGGCAGCCUGGACAUCUGGAUCCACGAGGCGCGCAACCUGCCCAACAAGGACAUCCUCUCCAACACCAUGGGCGGGCUCCUCAAGAGCUGCACCUCCGCGCCCGAGGGCGCCGCCUCCACCAGCGACCCCUACGUGACCGUGCUCGUCGCGUCCGCCACCGUCGCGCGCACCAGCGUCAUCCAGGACGACGAGAACCCGCGCUGGGCGCAGCACUUCCUGGUGCCCGUCGCGCACGAGGCCGCCGCCGUUAACUUCGUCGUCAAGGACAGCGACGUCUUCGGCGCCGAGCUCAUCGGCUCCGUGGCCAUCCCGUCCGAGACCCUCCAGGCCGGCGACCGCAUCGAGGGCGUGUACCCGGUGCUCGAGCCCAAGGGCAAGCCGUGCGCGCCGGGCGCCGUGCUGCGGCUGUCGGUGCAGUACGUGCCGGUGGCCCGGCUCACCAUGUACCACCACGGCGUCACGCCGGGGCCGGACUUCCCCGGCGUGCCCAACACCUAUUUCCCGCUGCGGCGCGGCGGGCGGGUCACGCUGUACCAGGACGCGCACGUGCCCGCCGACGGGUGCCUCCCGGAGAUCAGGCUCGGGAACGGCACCAGCUACCGGCACGGGCAGUGCUGGCACGACGUGUACGACGCCAUGUCGCAGGCCAGGAGCCUCAUCUACAUCACCGGCUGGUCGGUGUUCCACACCAUCCACCUGGUCCGCGAUGGCGACAAGGGCAAGUCGCUGGGUGAUCUGCUCAAGAAGAAGUCCAAGGAGGGGGUCAGGGUGCUGCUCCUCGUCUGGGACGACCCGACGUCCAGGAGCGUACUUGGCAUCCAGAUGGAAGGUUACAUGGGCACAAGAGACGAGGAGACGCGCAGGUUUUUCAAGCAUUCUUCAGUUCAGAUACUGCUCUGCGCACGUUCUGCUGGGAAAAGGCACAGCUGGGUGAAGCAAAAGGAGACAGGAACUAUUUUCACUCACCAUCAGAAAACAGUGAUCGUCGAUGCGGACGCUGGCAACGGUAAACGGAAAGUAGUUGCUUUCGUCGGAGGCCUCGAUCUCUGUGGUGGGAGAUACGACACUCCAAGGCACCCUUUGUUUCGCACUCUUCAGACAUUGCACAAGGACGAUUACUAUAACCCAAACUACGCGGUGACUGACGACCGUGGCCCGAGAGAACCGUGGCACGAUUUGCAUUCCAAGAUCGACGGUCCGGCAGCUUUUGAUGUCAUGAAAAACUUCGAGGAGCGUUGGUUGAAGGCAUCCAAACGCACCGGGGCUAAAAAACUGACAAAAUCGUGUAACGACUCGUUGAUCUGGAUUGAAAAGAUACCUGAGAUUGCAGCUAUUGACGAUGAAAUCUAUUCAAGUGACAGUGACACGGAGAGAUGGGAUGUUCAGAUUUUCCGAUCAAUCGACUCAAAUUCGGUCAAGGGUUUUCCUAAAGAUCCGCGAGAAGCAACCAGUAAGAAUCUUGUUUGCGGAAAAAAUGUACUGAUCGACAUGAGCAUACAGACAGCUUACGUUACUGCCAUCCGAGCAGCCCAACACUUUAUCUAUAUUGAAAAUCAAUAUUUCAUUGGUUCUUCAUUUCAUUGGGAUUCACACAGAGAUGUUGGUGCUAAUAAUUUAAUACCGAUAGAGAUAGCACUCAAAAUUGCGAAUAAGAUUUACGCAAACGAGAGAUUUUCGGCCUACAUAGUAAUUCCAAUGUGGCCUGAAGGCAACCCCACUGGUACACCUACACAGAGAAUUCUUUACUGGCAGAAAAAAACGAUGCAAAUGAUGUACGAGAUAAUUUACAGGGCACUGCAGGAAAUGGGAUUGGACGGUAAGUAUGAGCCCCAGGAUUACCUGAAUUUCUUCUGCCUCGGCAACCGCGAAGCCGAAGAAACUCCUAGCGCCUCCAGCGGAUCAUUUUCAGCAAGUAAUCCUCAGGAUCAAUCUAGGAAGAACAGGAGGUUCAUGGUGUACGUGCACUCCAAGGGCAUGAUCGUGGACGACGAGUACGUGAUCAUAGGGUCGGCCAACAUCAACCAGAGGUCGAUGGCAGGGACCAGGGACACGGAGAUCGCCAUGGGCGCGUACCAGCCACACUACACCUGGGCCAACAUGCUCUCUGCUCCCCGCGGACAGAUUUACGGGUACCGGAUGUCGCUGUGGGCGGAGCACAUCGGGGGGCUGGAGCAGAGCUUCGAGCGGCCGGAGAGCCUGGAGUGUGUGCAGCGUGUGCGCGGCAUCGGGGAGAAGAACUGGAGGCGGUUCGUGUCGGAUGAGGUGAGCGAGAUGAGCGGCCACCUCAUCAAGUACCCGGUCAGCGUCGACUGGAACGGCAGGGUGGCGCCGCUGCCGGGGUGCGCCGCCUUCCCGGACGUCGGCGGCAACAUCUGCGGCUCCUUCUCGCACAUCCAGGAGAACCUCACCAUAUGA